Molecule: messenger RNA, 4323 nt
Organism: Engraulis encrasicolus (European anchovy)
Lineage: Eukaryota; Metazoa; Chordata; Actinopteri; Clupeiformes; Engraulidae
Gene: ankrd6b
Product: ankyrin repeat domain 6b
Exons: 17
Coding region: 263-2815 (850 amino acids)
Biological process (GO): positive regulation of JNK cascade; negative regulation of canonical Wnt signaling pathway
Cellular component (GO): cytoplasm; nucleus
Molecular function (GO): protein binding
Source: RefSeq, a predicted model, not a curated record
GCACGUUCAGUGCAGCGGGCUCUUCUUUCAACCGAGUGCUUUUGGGAGGCUAGACGCAGGGUUUUGGAGUAUGCCUGUUUCGGAGUAACCGCCUGCCAAUAUCUUUUGCGCUCUACACGGGCUGGAAAAAACUAAGAGAAUAUCGCUUUUGCUAAUUCGUCUACUGCCGUGGCCAUGAGUUAGACGGUAGUCCGACGGCAGCUGUGUCUGGAGACGCCUGUGCCCUCCUCCCCUGCCCGUCCCCCCUGCCCCCCAGUGCUCCAUGAGCCAGCAGGAUGCCACUGCCACCCUCGCACUUUCCGAGCGCCUCCUUGUAGCCUCGCACAAGGGCCAAGCCGACAAUGUGGUCCACCUCAUCAACAAGGGUGCCACGGUUGCUGUCACCAAGUAUGGCCGGACUCCACUGCACCUGGCCGCCUACAAGGGCCACAUCGAGGUGGUGCGCAUUCUGCUGAAGGCCGGAUGUGACUUGGACAUUGAGGACGAUGGUAACCAGACAGCCUUGCACCGGGCAGCGGUGGUUGGAAACGGUGAUGUCAUCGCGGCCCUCGUCCAGGAAGGGUGUGCUUUGGAGAGACAAGAUAAGGAUGGUAACACUGCUCUGCAUGAGGUCUCCUGGCAUGGCUUUAGUCAGUCGGUCAAACUGCUGGUCAAAGCUGGAGCCAAUGUUCAUGCUAAAAACAAGGCAGGAAACACGGCCCUCCACCUGGCAUGUCAGAAUGGUCAUGCCCAGAGCACCAAAGUGCUGCUGCUAGGAGGCUCCAGGCCAGACAGCAAGAAUAAUGUUGGGGACACAUGUCUUCAUGUUGCUGCACGCUACAACCAUGUGUCCAUGAUCAGGAUCCUCCUGGGCGCAUUCUGCUCUGUUAGCGAGAAAAAUCAGGCCGGGGACUCUGCCCUGCAUGUGGCCGCCGCUCUCAACCACAAGAAGUCUGUGCGCCUGCUACUGGAGGCGGGCACUGACAGCAGCCUACUCAACAACGCAGGUCAGACGGCAUUGGACCAGGCACGAGAGCACAACAACCCAGAGGUUGCCCUGCUCCUCACCAAGGCCCCACAGGUCCAGAGUUUCACUCGUGGCAGGAGCGUGAGGAAGCGGCGAGAUAAGCUGAAGGCAGAGCGUCGAGCUCAGUCAGUCCCACGGGAUGAAAUGCUGCCCAGUAAGGAAAGCCUAUCAGCCGCCGAUGACACCCAGAGCAGUGACCAAGUGGUGCAGAGAUGCAAGGAGACGAAGAACAACCCACAGACCACAGACGGAGGGGCCGCGAAGAAGAGCAAGGCCAAGAAGCAGAACGACAAGCCGUUCCUGUCGGAGCCUCUGACCCGUCGAGAGAAUAAGCGUGGUGGCGGGGAGGCGGUCCAGAAGAGGAGGGGCAAGGCACGGGGCCUCUCCCCCCAAGCACAGCCACCACCCCACAACUACAAGGCCUACCAGCUGUACACGCUCUACCGCGGCAAGGAUGGAAAGAUCAUGCAGGCCCCGCUAAAUGGCUGUCGGUGCGAGCCGCUCAUUCAAGAAGCUGAGCGGGCCCCGCUAAAUGGCUGUCGGUGCGAGCCGCUCAUCAACAAACUGGAGAACCAGCUGGAGGCCACCAAGGAGGAGAUGAAGUCAGAGCUGCACACCAUGCAGGAGCUCAUGAACAACAAGAUGGGACAACUCGACCGCAAGAACAAACACCAGAUCAGAGUGCUGGACAAGAUGACCACAGAGAGAGCCGUGGCAGAGAGGACGGAGUGCCUGCAGCGGAUUGACCAGAGAGCCAUGAAGGAGCGAGUAGAAGGCGAGAAGAGACAGCAGGCAGUAGUCAUGAGCGAGCUGAAGAACUGGUGCUUGUCCAAGCUCCAGAGCAUGGAGAGGCGCUUCACCGGAGACGCUGGCAAGCUGCGCAGGUCCUCCUCCCUGGCAGACACCCUGGGUAGUGAGGAGGGCGGCUCCAGUGGCAGGGGAGGAGGAGGAGGAGGAGGACUGACCACUCUGUCUGGAGGAAGUCAUCACUGCCUGUCUGACUCCACCGCGGGGGGAGAGGGAGGGGGAGGCGGCAGCGGUACCCAUCCUGCUACUGAUGACUCCUCAGCCAAUUACUUUGUGGUCCAGGUGGACAGCUCUCCAGAUGAAAAGCAGCAGCAGCAGCAGCAGCAGCAGCAGCAGCCCCUACCUGAGUCCUCUUCUGUUCAGUGUCAAAACAAGUCCCUCCCAUCCUCUCCCUGUGUGGUGCGGCGCAAGGAGCGACCCGUGGUCUCGUCUGACCCCCGCAGGCAGGAGGAGGAACUGCAGGAGCUGGAGCUGGAAGUGCCUGGGCCCAGCAGCCGCCACCACCACCACCACCAUGUUCCAGCCCGCUCCACCAGCCUGUCUCCGGCCACGGAGCGCCGCUUCAGCAGCCGACACCAACAACACGAGCACCGAGCAAGGACAAGCAGUGCCACCAAGGCUCACCAUAAGACAAAACACUCUCGAGGCAGAGCGAAAUCCAAAAUUAGAACUGCGGGCCAGAAUCCGUCGGAUACGACACCAACCACACAAGUGUUUGGGGACCGUCAGGGGCGUCAAACACUAGUAGCAGAGCCCACUUUUGCACAGGAAAGGGACAACAUGCACGCGCUGGAGGUGACCCAGUAUUUCUUCGAGGCGGUGUCCUCACAGCUAGAACGCUGGUACGAGCGCAAGAUACAGGAGGCCCGGUGGCAGACGGACCAAAGGGCCCAAGCGGACCGCAGCGCUCUGUUAGAACGCAUCGGCUACCUGGAGGAGGAGCUCAGGCUGCUAAGAACUAACAAAGAAGGAGAAAGUAAAAGCUCACAGGAGACAAACUGAAGCCCAUGAAAUAAAAAAAUGUAUUAUGUUAUUGAAAGACUUUUGAAAAGUCUUUUGUCCGCACAGGCUUUUAGAAAAAAAGUGUCAAAAACAAAAUGUUGGGUGUGUGAUCAAAGUGAAGGUUCUGCUCUUGCAUAUCUUUUAUAAUGUUUUAUAGAUGCUGAAGUCUUAAGUCAGGAAAGCUUAAUCAUGUCAUGUUUUAAGUACAGAACAAGUGACAUGUAACACUAGUUCUCAUGCAGAUGCUCCAACACUGUUUCUUAACUGCUGAACCUGUGAUCCAUUAACAGUUUGUAGACACUGAAUAUGUAUUAAAUUAUUCAGCUUGAAAGAUGUUUACAAUGACUACUCUUGUGCUUUUAUGAUCACUGUGCAUGGUGAUGUUUAAAAUAGAUUAGUGUACUUUAAGUGCUAUUUUUACCCAAUGCUGUGUAGUUGUCCACAUAGAAAAAUAGACCAUUCCAAACCAAUGUCUUCAUUUUCCAGUUUCCGCAAUGAAAUCAAUUCUCUGUUAACCUAACGACCUUUGAUUUUACAUGGAAUAAACUUGACUUCUUUGUAUUUGAAUAGUUUAGUUAACUAGAGGUUUUGUCUCUUGCCAAGAAAAAGCCGGAUCUGUAAAAGUAGGGGUUAAUAAUCUAUAUAAGAUAAAGAAAGUCUUGCCUGCAUGUUUCAAAACACUGCUAUGCCUUCAAGUAAGCUUAAAGGGCCGGUGUGUAAUUUUAGUGGUUUAUUUUCAAAACAUGUUGCUCAUUCACAAGCUUAAUAUUUUUUCAUUAGUGUGUUCUAAGGGACUACAAUUUACUGGUUUGACCACAGUAGAUUUUGAUGCAAAAGAUUUCUGGUAUUUCAAAACAUGAUCGAUUCACCGAUUUAUUUCCAAGUCCUCGUGAAUACUUAGAAGCUGAUUGUGGUAAAUAUCCAUGAAAAAACAUCAAAUUUGGGAAUGGGCAGCAUAAUUACACAUUCUUGUCUGGUGACUUGCAAAGUCAUGUGUUACGUUUGUGGUCAAGUGUAUGUGUACAUGUAUUUGUGAGAAUUCAAUGAAUUCUACCUUUUGUAAAAUAAAUGUCCAGCUAUUGACAAACUUCUUUACAGCACUUGUAGAGCUCAAAUGAUGAUGUGAAUCCUGCAGAUGUACAGAAUGGGCAGUAAAUUCAUAGAUCACUAUGCACAUAUUAUUUGGCUUGUCAAGACAUAUAAAAAUGCUUCAGGCAAGAAACAGUUCUUGACAUGUUUAUUUACAUUAACUGUACAAUGAUACAGACAGCAGCAUUACAUAUCAUCUUACCAUUGAAGACAUCUACUAGCUCAACUUGACAACUCAGUAGGCUACAUAGGUGUUACAAGAGGGGAUCACCAGUGACGUCAAUUUUGAACAACCAAUACCCUAAACUGGUUCCCAAAGUCGUGAUGUGGGGAGAUUGUAGGGAAGGGACUGUAUGGUUAUCAAAUGUAUUUAUUUUCCAUGUGAAUUUUAAGGGACAAAAAUGUUGCAUGUUUGAUAU